Molecule: messenger RNA, 2238 nt
Organism: Ilyonectria robusta
Lineage: Eukaryota; Fungi; Ascomycota; Sordariomycetes; Hypocreales; Nectriaceae
Exons: 4
Coding region: 1-2238 (745 amino acids)
Molecular function (GO): flavin adenine dinucleotide binding; long-chain-alcohol oxidase activity
Source: RefSeq, a predicted model, not a curated record
AUGGCAUCUCAGGCUCCCGUGGCCACGACCCUGCCAGACGCUCCGCCCGACGACUUCUUGAACCCAACCCAAUGGCGCGUCGUUUAUGCUCUCCUCGACGGUGCCCUCCCCUCCAUCACCUCCAAGACCGCCCUUAAGGACAAAGAUGGUCAGAUCAUCCUCCCCGACCAUGAGCUGGAUCGCGUGCUCGAGGACGCACUCGCGUCGCUCGCCGGCCCUGCCACUAAGCGGAACCUCCUAGAAUUCCUCGAGGAACGACCAUCAGACGACGCUCGCUUCCGGGAGAACGUCUUGAGAACGCUGAGCCUCACUCCUCCAGACCAACAGCGCAGGCUGGCCGGGUUCCUGAGCCUGAUGGCCACUCGGCCGGGAAGUCUUCUUCUCACCGGCUACUGGCAACCCGUCUAUAAUCAGCCCACCCAGGUUCGGGAAGCCAUCCUGAAGUCGUGGCUCGCUUCUAGAAGAGUCCGUAUCAGGACCCUUGCCAAGACAUUUACAACAUUGGCCCUCAAGACAACGGCUCACACCAACAAGAUCCUUCACGAGCUAUCGGGGUAUAGGGAUACGCCUCAGGACUGGAAGCCUGGCCAAGGCUUCGAUUUCAAGUUUAUCCAGUUCGAAUCCGAUCAAAACGACCAAGUUCUCGAGGCCGACGUCGCCAUCGUCGGUUCCGGCUGCGGUGGAGGCGUGAGUGCCAAAAACCUCGCCGAGGCGGGCCACAAGGUCCUCGUAGUAGACAAGGCGUAUCACUUCCCUCCCACCCAACUCCCUAUGACCCAGGAUGCCGCAUGCAACUACCUCUACGACAACAACGGCUUUUACAUUACCGAAGAUAGCGGAUGUAACGUAUCCGCAGGUAGUGCGUGGGGCGGAGGAGGCACUGUUAACUGGAGCGUGUGUCUACGACUGCAGGACUCUGUGCGAAAGGAAUGGGCCGACACUGGCCUCCCAUUCUUCGAAUCACCAGAGUUUGAUGAGUGUACCGACCGCGUAUGGGACGUGCAAGGAGCAGGGACAGGUCAGAUCCGCCACAACCACCGCAACCAGGUUUUGCUUAACGGCAGCAAGAAGCUCGGCUGGGCAGCUCGCGAAACUCCCCUGAAUACGGCAGGCAAAGAACAUUACUGUGGCCACUGCCAUCUAGGAUGCGGUUCGGCAGAGAAACGAGGUCCGGCACAAAGCUGGCUCCCAGAUGCCGCGCAGGCGGGAACUCAGUUCAUAGAAGGCCUCAAUGUCGAAAAGAUAUUGUUCGAGGAAGAUGGGCAGACAGCUAUCGGGAUCGAGGGCGAGUGGACGUCGAGGGAUGCGGCGGGUGGUGUGAGCGGGCCGGAUAGCGAGAGAGUGAAGAGGCGAGUAAUCAUCAGGGCCAAGAAGGUCGUCAUCGCCGCCGGCACGCUCUGGAGUCCGAUGGUCUUGAUGAAGAGUGGAAUCAAUAACCAACAUCUCGGGUCAAACUUGCAUCUCCACCCUUGCAACAUCGUCACAGCCGUAUACAAAGAAGAGACACGGCCGUGGGAGGGAGGAAUCAUUACCAGCGUCUGCUCGGAGUUUGAAAACCUCGAUGGGGUCGGCCAUGGCGUCAAGCUGGAGACGACAUGUAUGGUGCCCUAUGCGGUUUUCUCCACGCUUCCUUGGAGAAGUGGACUGGACGCAAAGUUGGAGAUGAUCAAGUAUCGCCACACCGACGGUUGGGUUUCCAUCACGCGGGAUCGCGACACCGGCAAGGUGUUCCCGGACCCGACAACAGGCCGGCCCCGGAUCGAAUACACUCCCUCCGACUACGACCGGUCCCACACUCUACAGGGCGUCCAGUCUCUCUCCAAACUCUGCUAUGUCACGGGGGCGACAGAGAUUCGCCCCUUGCUGACGGGCCUCGAACCUUUUAUCCGGUCCGUGGCGCCGUCAUCCGAGAAUACCCUCGAGGCCGGCGGCCCAGUCCCCGACCCAGAGACCAACGACCCGGCCUUUGCCGCUUGGCUGGCGCGAGUCCGCGAGGUUGGCAACAAGCCGCCUGCGACGAUGUGGUCGUCGGCCCACCAGAUGGGUACCUGUCGCAUGAGUGCGAGCCCAGACGAGGGAGUGGUGGACGAGAAGGGCCGGGUCUGGGGCACUCACAACCUCUACGUUGCCGACGGUAGCGUGUUCCCCAGCGCCAGUGGAGUGAACCCUAUGGUUACCAUCAUGGCCAUUGCGGAUUGGAUAUCUCGAGGUGUGGAUGCCGACCUGAAGGCGCAAUGA